AAUGAGCAGACGGAGGGUCUCGGUUAAAGAGCUGGGGAAGCCGGACUACCAGGGCUGGCUCUACAGGAAGAAAGAAGGGAAGGCCUUACUGGGUUUCAAAUGGAAAAAGUACUGGUUUGUGCUGAAGAAGACUUCCCUGUACUGGUACACUACUCAACUGGCAGAGAAAGCAGAGGGAUACAUUAACCUGACUGACUUCAUCAUCGACAGAGCAUUGGAGUGCAAGAAAAAAUAUGCCAUCAAAGCAUGUCACCCGCAAGUCAUGAUUUUUUACUUUGCAGCUGAUACCUACGAGGUGAUGAACGUUUGGUUGAAUAAGCUUGGGCUUGCUUCAAUACAAUACGAACCAACAGAGAGCAACACUGCUGAGUGCUACAGUGAGGCAAGUGAUCACGAGGAGGCUGAGACGACAGAGGCUCCCCCUCCCCCAUACUCUGAGCAGAUGAACCAGGGCUCUGUGGAUGGUCCACCUGGCAGUGGACAUCAGGGUACCCUCCCUCCCCCCUACUCCUCCCCCCUUCCCAGCGAGACCAAUGGCUCCUUCUCCUCACCUGUCAGCACAAUGACAUCACAGAGUUCCGUGUCCUCACUGGCCAAGCAUCGUCAGUCAUGGCUGGACCUUGUCUCGCAGGCCUCUCCUGUUGUCGGAGAAACGGUGGUGUGCUCUGUGCAGGUCCACACACAUCGGCCCCCACAUACUCAAGAGAACGAGGGGCCCCUACAGCACCACCAGGAGGCUUCAUCCUACCAGGACCCUCCAGGGAGCACAGCCAGGGAGGAGGACUUUAACCCCAGGGAGCAGACAGAGGAGGUGGCUGUGCUAGAAAUAGGGACAGAAGAUGUGAACCAUGAAGCCACAGCUGAUGAGAUGGAGAGACUGUACAUCCACAUCAAGCAGGCCAACCUCUCUCCCAUAGGAGACCGCAAACCAUCCACCAAGAGGGACUUCAGAGCCUCCUUUAUAAAGAGAUGCAAAAACCAGGACAUUAACGAGAAACUGCACCUCAUCAGGACCCUCAACAGCACGCUAAAGGCAAAGGAGGCAGACCUGUUGACCAUUGAGCAGGUGCUGUCAGAACCCACCCCCUCCAGAUUCAGGGAAUGGAAAAAAGUCAACACACCUCUGCUCCAGGAGAUCUGUCUCAAGCAUGGACACCAGGUGGCAGCAGAGGUAGAGCCCUCUGCAGCAGCAGCCAAUGCCAUUGCUGUCCCCUUUGUAGAGACCAGUUUAUAAUGGAGUAGGAUGAAGUUGCCCCUAAACACUGAUCUAAGGUCAGUGUUUAGUUUACCCCACUAAUGCUUAUGGUUAAGACUUGGGAUGGAUGAGCAGAUUGCGUUCAUGUUCCUAGGGGUAACUUUUACUCAGAAUGUUUAUAAGACUCACUGCCGUUAUUGUCUACCCAUAACCCAGUAGCACUAAGGGUUGUACACAGGCAGCCUGGUCUCAUAGACUAGACGUAACAUAAUAAACAUAAAUCUGGGAUACUGAAAUUAGCAUGAUAUGUUACGUUUGGUUACAUAAGAUAGAAGAUUACUUAAGACAAAAAAACAAGAAGAGGGUGGUUUGUUGGGGUGGAUCAUGGAUGAGUGGGUGUAUAACGCGAACGUCUAACAACCCAAAGGUUGCGUCUUCAAAUCACACCAAAGGUAACUUUUGCAUUUUAGCUAAUUAGUAACUACUUGCUACUUUGCAACUACUAAAUAUGUUAGCUACCCCUAACCCUUUAACUUAACUCCUAACCUUACCCCUUAGCCUAGCUAGCAUUAGCCACCUAGCUAACAUUAGCAUUAGGCACCUAGCUAACGUUAGCCACAACGAAUUGCAAUUCAUAUCAUAUGAAUUGUGAUUCAUAGCAUAUCAUCCGAAAUUGAUUGGCAGCCACAAAUUAAUACAUAUCAUAUGAAAUGUAGCAUAUCAUACUAAAUGAAGGAAGACAGAUUUACAUUUUCUAUGAUUUACGUUUACUAUUACUCCUACCACCAAGUCCAGGUUGACACAGGCCGCAUUUUUAUCUAACAUAUGAUAGGAAGCAGCUCAUGUGUUGACUCCCCACUAAGUGGAAUCACGAUAAGAGGAAAGUGUCUUAUUUUUAAAGUUGGAGUUGAUGCAAACAUUUGGUUGAUUGGAUGACAUUAUAUGGUUUUAUAUUGUUUAUGUUGUCAUUUAUCUUUUUAGGUUUAGAGAUGUAACAAUUUACCUUUUCUUCUGUUGUGAUAUGUACAGUGUUUGCUUGCAUUUGUGUUAUCUCAAGUAGUGAGUGAUGGAACAUUGGGUAGAUGUGUCCAUCUCUGAAAGCUAAUUUCCACAAGUGUUUGUUAUUUUGCAACAUGAUCGGUUGCCUAUAGGACAAGGUUUUAUUUUCUAAUAGUUUUACAAACAGUUCAACAGACUUGCACUAGUGCUGCCUUGAAAUGUACAGUAUGUAAGCUUUUGAUACAAACUUUUGUGACUGUUAUCUUGGUUACAUUUGGAUCAUGAUAUCUUUGUGGUUUUCCUAGAGACAUUUUAUCAUUCAACAUUGCUGUAUGUGAUAGCUGUUACAUUCAGGUCCUGAUACUUUGAUGGAGACGUUGUUAUGCAAGCAUUCCAUUUUGUGCCAGCAACAAUGAAUCCUGAAUUGUAAUUUAUAUGAUUUAGCUGUGGAAAAUAUUUUAAGUUGUUUUAGCAUUGUAAAUAAAGUAAUUGUACAUAGGUAUAAAGUGUGC
Molecule: messenger RNA, 2706 nt
Organism: Salvelinus namaycush (lake trout)
Lineage: Eukaryota; Metazoa; Chordata; Actinopteri; Salmoniformes; Salmonidae
Product: interactor protein for cytohesin exchange factors 1-like
Exons: 8
Coding region: 2-1234 (410 amino acids)
Source: RefSeq, a predicted model, not a curated record